Argentina anserina (silverweed cinquefoil) is the source of this 3288-nucleotide messenger RNA. RefSeq names its product coatomer subunit beta-1-like. The record is from RefSeq and is a predicted model, not a curated record. Gene Ontology annotation, biological process: endoplasmic reticulum to Golgi vesicle-mediated transport; intra-Golgi vesicle-mediated transport; intracellular protein transport. Gene Ontology annotation, molecular function: structural molecule activity. Gene Ontology annotation, cellular component: cytoplasm; COPI vesicle coat. NCBI's taxonomy places the organism in Eukaryota, Viridiplantae, Streptophyta, Magnoliopsida, Rosales, Rosaceae. Bases 62 to 2923 code for a protein of 953 amino acids. The transcript is spliced from 5 exons.
CUUCCCUUCCUUCCCUAUUCCCCUCAUUUCCAGAUCCGAAUUUCCCAAUCACCGAUCUCCGAUGACGGAGAAGUCAUGCACUCUCCUGGUCCAUUUCGACAAGGGCACGCCGGCCCUCGCCAACGAGAUCAAGGGAGCUCUCGAAGGCAACGACGUCGAGGCCAAGGUCGAAGCCCUCAAGCAAGCCAUCAUGCUCCUCCUCAACGGCGACACCAUCCCCCACCUCUUCAUCACCAUCAUCCGCUACGUCCUCCCCUCCGAGGACCACACCGUCCAGAAGCUCCUCCUCCUCUACCUCGAGAUCAUCGACAAGACCGAUUCCCGCGGCAAGGUCCUCCCGGAGAUGAUCCUCAUCUGCCAGAACCUCCGCAACAACCUACAGAGCCCCAACGAGUACAUCCGCGGCGUCACUCUCCGUUUCCUCUGCCGGUUGAACGAGUCCGAGAUCAUCGAGCCGUUGAUUCCUUCGAUUCUGGCCAAUCUGGAGCACCGGCAUCCGUUUGUGAGACGGAACGCCGUCAGCGCCGUCAUGUCGGUGUACAGGCUGCCGCACGGCGAGCAAAUGCUGGUGGAUGCGCCGGAGAUUGUGGAUCGGUUCUUGGCUUCGGAGCAGGAUCCUUCUAGUAAGAGAAACGCUUUCCUUAUGCUGUUUAAUUGUGCUCAGGAUAGAGCUGUUAGCUAUUUGUUUUCGCAUAUCGAUAGGAUCACUGAUUGGGGUGAGCAGCUCCAGAUGGUUGUGUUGGAGUUGAUUAGGAAGGUUUGUAGAGUCAAUAAGGGUGAGAAGGGGAAGUACAUUAAGGUUAUUAUAUCAUUGCUUAAUGCUCAGUCCAGUGCCGUCGUUUACGAGUGUGCCAAUACACUCGUGUCGCUGUCGUCUGCGCCGACUGCGGUUCGUGCUGCGGCCAAUACUUACUGUCAGUUGUUGCUGUCGCAGAGCGACAACAAUGUGAAGUUGAUUGUGCUGGAUAGGAUAAAUGAGCUUAAGGCUUCACAUCGGGAGAUAUUGGUGGAGUUGGUUAUGGAUGUGCUCAGGGCUCUCUCAAGUCCAAAUCCUGAUAUCAGGAGGAAGACGCUUGAUAUUGUGCUUGACUUGAUUACUCCUGGGAAUAUUGAUGAGGUUGUGAUGAUGUUGAAGAAGGAGGUCGUCAAGACUCAGGGUGCUGAGCUUGAGAAGAAUGGGGAGUACAGGCAGAUGCUGGUGCAGGCUAUAUAUUCGUGUGCAGUUAAGUUUCCUGAGGUGGCAAGCACGGUGGUCCAUCCUUUGAUGGAUUUCUUGGGCGACUCCAAUGUGGCUUCAGCUACGGAUGUGGCUAUUUUUGUGCGUGAGAUUAUUGAAACCAACCCCAAGUUGCGUGUGUCUAUUAUUACAAGGCUGUUGGAUACUUUUUAUCAGAUAAGGUCUUCAAGGGUGUGUACUUAUGCUCUUUGGAUUAUCGGGGAAUAUUGCCUGUCACUUUCUGAGGUUGAAAGUGGGAUUGCAACCAUUAAGCAGUGUCUUGGGGAGCUCCCGUUUUACACAGCUUCUGAGGAGACUGAGGCACAAGAUGUUUCUAGGAAUACUCAUACUCAGGUGAUGAACUCUUCUACUGUGUCUUCCAGGAGACCUGUAGUCCUUGCAGAUGGUACAUAUGCUACCCAGUCUGCUGCACUGGAAACUGCGAUGUCUGCUCCUGUCCUUGUUCAAGGAUCCUUGGCUUCUGUAGGGAACUUGAGAUCACUGAUUCUUUCAGGUGACUUUUUCCUGGAGUCAGUUGUUGCUUGCACGUUAACAAAGCUUGUUUUGAGACUGGAAGAGGUCCAGCCUUCUAAAGUUGAAGUUAACAAGGUAACCGCACAGGCUUUGUUGUUCAUGGUGUCUAUGCUACAACUGGGUCAAUCACCGGUCCUUCCACAUCCUAUUGAUAAUGAUUCUCAUGACCGAAUUGUUCUUUGCAUUCGAUUGUUAUGCAAUAAAGGUGAAGAACUGAAAAAGAUAUGGCUAAAGUCUUGUAGAGAAAGUUUUGUUACAAUGCUUGAAGAUAAGAAGCAUCGGGAAAUACAGGAAAGUAAAGCUAUGGCCCAGAUAUCAAAUGCGCAACCCGAUGAUCUUAUUGAUUUCUACCAUCUUAAGAGUCGAAAGGGUAUGAGCCAGCUUGAGUUGGAAGAUGAGGUUCAAGAUGAUCUCAAACGUGCUACUGGAGAGUUUAUAAAGGAUGGAGAUGAUGCAAACAGACUCAACCGCAUUCUUCAGCUAACAGGAUUCAGCGAUCCUGUUUAUGCUGAAGCCUAUGUUACAGUUAAUCAUUAUGAUAUUGCUCUUGAUGUUACCAUCAUCAACCGAACCAAGGCAACCCUUCAAAAUUUGUGCUUGGAGUUGGCCACGAUGGGCGAUCUCAAACUAGUGGAGCGUCCUCAGAACUAUACACUAGCUCCGGAAUCAACUAAACAGAUAAAAGCAAACAUCAAGGUCUCUUCAACUGAAACAGGAGUUAUAUUUGGUAACAUUGUUUAUGAGACAUCUUCAAAUUCGCUUGAGAGAACAGUUAUAGUUCUUAAUGACAUCCAUAUUGAUAUAAUGGAUUACAUCUCUCCGGCUUCAUGUGCUGAUGUGUUAUUUCGAACAAUGUGGGCCGAGUUUGAAUGGGAAAAUAAGGUUUCUGUAAAUACUGUUAUUGAAGAUGAAAAGGAAUUUUUGAACCACAUUGUUAAAGCAACUAACAUGAAGUGCCUGACUCCACCAUCGGCCCUGGAAGGAGAGUGUGGAGUCCUGGCUGCCAAUCUGUAUGCGAGGAGUGUUUUCGGGGAGGAUGCUUUGGUGAAUGUGAGUGUUGAGAAACAAGCAGAUGGUAAGCUAGGUGGAUACAUUAGAAUCAGAAGCAAGACUCAAGGUAUUGCACUGAGUCUUGGCGACAAGUUCACCUUGAAACAGAAGGGUGGUUUUUGAUUGGAGGGCCUCUUGCCUAGUUUUGCAGCAUUGUGUACCUACUUCACCCUUGAGAGUCUGCUAGCAGCACGAGGAUCCAUCUCUGUUCAUGUCACUUGUAAUUGCUUUUACAUGUUAGUGUCAUCACCUUGGAUAUUGCGUUGAUUGCUUUUGUGCUAGUGUCUAGGCCGCUAGCAUUGUUCGUCUCACUCGUAAUUGUUUUUAUGUUUGUUCCUGUGGAGUGGGGAGGGUUGCUGUAGAUUCUUUACAUUUGCCAUAUCCACAGUAUAUUGAAGGUAAAUUUGUUGUAAUGUUAAUUGAAUCUUUCUACUCCCUUUUGUUAAUUGAAUCUUUCAAUCAGGCUGUUGACUUAGCUGUCGGUUUAA